UUGUCGUGACUGAAAUUCCUUGCUCUGUUUGCAGACUUGUUGAUUCAGCCCACGAUAACGUAUUGAUUUUCCAAAAGGGAAAAUGCGCAUUGGGAAAUCAGGCAACCGAUAACUGUCAGUCUACAAUAUGCUUUUGUCGUAAACACAGCAAACAAGAACCGGAAAUGGAGGAUUUACUAUUGAAUAUCGUGAAGGAAGCCACAGGCUCCAAACUGACGAACUUGAAACAAAGGGCACAAGAAGCACAUGAUUUGCUGGCAGCACAAAAUAAUCUGAUGAGGAAUUCUUCGCACGAACUGAGGUCUAUUUGUUUUGUACCUCUUAAAAUAUCUCUGGAGAGCAAGCGAAGCAAACUGGUUUCCUUAGCUUUGACUGGGCUGAAUAAAAUAAUACGCGAUGAAAGAUUUCAAUCAGGCACAGAACCAGAAGACGAUUCCCUAUGGCUUCCAGCUCAGCUACUACUUGCAACUUCGUCUAUGCUGUCGCAAUGCGAAGACACUCAGGUCCAAAUUUUGAGGGUGGUUUUGAAUUUGGCCUGCUUAGCCAGCUGGGCUCUCAACGGAAGAUUAGUCAUGUUGAUGUUGAGUAGAUGCGGAGAAGCAUACGAAUCUGGAACGCAACCAGUCAGAGCGGCUGCUCAAGCGGCAGCGAGUCAGACAUUGACUGCAUUUUGCACUUUUCUUGGUAAUUUGAAUACCUUUCGAUUGAUUUUUUGCAGCAUUGGUAUCCAGGUGGUGCGUCUUGUUGGAAGAGAAAGACCUCUGAGACCAGUAUUAGAGGCUUUGUUCCAUAGAAUGUUGCUAUUACCCAACCCUCAAAAAAGACUAGAACCCUUGAGGGCUGCAAGAGAGCUUCUGAGAUCUCCAGGACGACUGGCAGAUCUUCUAUUACUGAGUGGACCAAUUCAAAGACACGCAGGUGACGAUAUGGCAAUUAUAAGACUGAUAAUGGACUCAAUAGAAGAAUGUUCGCAGUGUAAUGAUACCGGUGUCUUACUAGCUAGUGUAGAAUGCGUAGCUGCCCUUUUGGGCUCCCUAGAAUCCCUUUGUAGAGGGGAAGGCCUGAACCAAGAAGCAGCAGAUUUGACCAAUACGCGAUAUACAUCUUUGGAGCAGGUGGAUUAUUCUGGACCACUUACAUAUCAGUCGCUAGCUAGAUUACCAAAACCUUACAGAGAUGUUGUGGCGAACCUGAAAUACCAAAGCGAUUCAGAUAGCAGCGGCAUAGAAGGAAACAUCCCCGAAGUAGAAGGAGGAACGGAAUCUGAUUGCUCCGGGGCUACUGAAGGCCCUGAAGAUGGUACAUUAUCGGACGACAGUAUUGUUGAUGAUGAUACCUUCUUAACGAAUCAACAGUUACAGAAAUUGUACAAAUUACCAAAAUCCUUGAAUUUGGGCCGUACAGGAGUUGACGAAUGCAAUACCGAUGUAGAGAGACACAACGCUAGGCAUUUCGUGAAGACCCUCCAACAUGUGUUGCUGCCGAAUUUAAUGUCACUCAGAUCUUCUAUACAGGUAGAUGAGAUGUUGCAAGAAUUUGCUUCAAAGUGUUGCCAACACAACUCCGCACAAAACUACGAAAUCUCCACCAUAAUGAACGCUGAUGGUGUAUACUUAGCAACUUAUUCUGCGUUACUGUUGGAUCUGAGGCUCAUUCAGGCUGGGCAGUAUGAAGAAAGCGAUGUCCAGGUACCUGUUCCCAUUACUGAGAACCAGUUCGUGGAAGAAAUUCAUGGAAGUGGUGUUCUGGUGUACGUCUCGGCUACAUGGUUAUGCGAGCUUUACCAAAAUGUCCUGGCUAAAUCCCUGCUAUUAACCGCUGGUUACGACCCGAAAGGUAGUCACCAACCGUCUUUGAUAAAUUUGCUCACAGACGUUGGUGGUCUCUGCCCUACACAGCUCUUAUCGGAUUGGCAAAAGCUCCAAAAGGUCCAUGGAACACCAGAAACCAGUCCUGAGGCUGAAGCAGGAAUUAAAUUGUCUAGAAGGGUAUUGACUUGCUGUUGGAACUCCGUGGUUUCGGUACUUGGGAUGCCUCUUGGUGAAAAACCAUAUUCAAAUGGAACGUCAGCAUUAAGCAGGCUAGUAGCGAGAAGGGCCAGACAGAAGUAUCGUCAGAAAUUGAGAGACGAUAUCAUCACAGCUAGUCUCGAAGGCCUGCAUAAAGCAGCUAGUUUGAGCAACACUCUUAAAUUACAGUCACGGAGUAGUAGUAUUCUGGCGCUACUGUCUGCGUCCUCUUGUAAAAACCAAGGAUCGAAACUUCUGGCAUCUCAUGCAUUGUCUCUGGAUGUACUCUUAUCAAAAGAUGAGGAAUGCCAGGAAAUUUUGCAGCAACAACAAAAGCACAAAAAUUCAGGAAGUAGUGCUGAAAUGGUUUAUACAAAAACCUCAGCCGUUGCUUGUUUCAAUGAGGCCAUUCCUGUAAUGCAAUACAUAUGCAGUAAAUUGGAAGAAACCAAAUCCAUUGGUAUCCAGGUGGUGCGACUUGUUGGAAGAGAAAGACCUCUGAGACCAGUAUUAGAGGCUUUGUUCCAUAGAAUGUUGCUAUUACCCAACCCUCAAAAAAGACUAGAACCCUUGAGGGCUGCAAGAGAGCUUCUGAGAUCUCCAGGACGACUGGCAGAUCUUCUAUUACUGAGUGGACCAAUUCAAAGACACGCAGGUGACGAUAUGGCAAUUAUAAGACUGAUAAUGGACUCAAUAGAAGAAUGUUCGCAGUGUAAUGAUACCGGUGUCUUACUAGCUAGUGUAGAAUGCGUAGCCGCCCUUUUGGGCUCCCUAGAAUCCCUUUGUAGAGGGGAAG
This is a messenger RNA of Leptinotarsa decemlineata (Colorado potato beetle), 2805 nucleotides long. RefSeq names its product brefeldin A-inhibited guanine nucleotide-exchange protein 3. The record is from RefSeq and is a predicted model, not a curated record. Lineage: Eukaryota; Metazoa; Arthropoda; Insecta; Coleoptera; Chrysomelidae. Gene Ontology annotation, molecular function: guanyl-nucleotide exchange factor activity. Gene Ontology annotation, biological process: regulation of ARF protein signal transduction.